CCACCGCCUCUAACAUUGUUCGUGGGACGCUGCUCUGCUUCUGUAGCAAGAGGGUAAAAGAAGCUCCUUUUGGUACUUUCUUCAGAGUUCUGAAGCUGAAAAUUCCAAUCAUAACCUGUGAAAGGAAACGCUGAUUGGAAAUUUAUAAGCAAGAGUUAUGGGAGAUACAGAUAGAGGCCAUUUACACUUUGCUUUUCUAGAAAGUAUUUCUAGAAGCUAUAUAUCGGUUGUAAACAAAUAUAGGUUGCAUGGCAUUGUGGGUGCAGCUAUCCUUGGGCUUAUUCUGCCUUUAGUAGUUUCAUCGCUAUAUGUGCUCAAGAAGAAGAAUAAGCAAAGAGCAGUGCAAAUAAAUGUGGGUGGUGAGCCAGGUAUUACAAUGCGACAUAUUAAGUUCUCCUCUUUAGUUGAAGUUCCUUGGGAAGGGGCCACAACAGUGGCAGCUCUUUUUGAGCAAUCUUGCAAGAAGCAUACUCAACGUCGGUUUCUUGGAGCGCGGAAGCUAAUCUCCAGAGAAGUAGUAGACUCUGCUGAUGGGAGGAAGUUCGAAAAGUUUCAUCUUGGGGAAUACUUGUGGCAAACUUAUGGGGUAAUAUUUGAUCGUGCUUGUAAUUUUGCCUCUGGUCUUAUCAAAAUGGGCCACAGUGCAGAGAGUCGUGCCACAAUUUUCUCUGAUACUACGGCAGAGUGGUUCAUUGCCUUGCAGGGAUGCUUUCGCCAAAAUAUAACAGUCGCAACAAUAUAUGCAUCUCUUGGUGUGGAUGCGCUUAUCCACUCACUUAAUGAGACGCAAGCAUCAACCCUGAUCUGCGAUUCAAAGCAACUGAAGAAGUUACCUGCAAUAAGCUCAAGGUUAUUAAGUAUUAAGUAUGUUGUUUACUUUGAAGAUGAAGGAGCAGAUUGCUCUGAUUUUUCAGAUUAUGUCAACCAUUGGACAGUGUUAUCUUUUAAUGAAGUUGAGAGGCUUGGGAAAGAGAACCCUGCUCAUCCAAGAUUACCUUCAAAUAUUGAUGUUGCAGUCAUUAUGUACACAAGUGGAAGUACUGGCCUGCCUAAGGGAGUUAUGAUUAGUCAUGGGAAUAUUGUGGCCACCGCAGCAGCUGUUAAGACUUUCUUUCCCAAAAUAGACAAUAGUGAUAUUUACUUGGGAUACCUGCCCCUUGCUCAUGUUUUUGAACUAGUAGCUGAGGUUGUGAUGUUAUCGGUAGGUUGUGCAAUAGGUUAUGGUUCAGCUUUGACCUUAACUGAUACAUCAAAUAAGGUUAAAGGAGGGACCAGGGGAGAUGCUUCUAUGUUAAAGCCCACUCUCUUGGCUGCAGUCCCUGCAAUUCUAGAUCGUGUUCGAGAUGGAGUGCUGAAAAAGGUUGCGGAGAAGGGUGGCAAAUCCAAGAAAAUUUUUGUUAUUGGAUAUAAACGGAGAUGUACAGCAGUAGAAGGAAGCUGGCUUGGAGCAUGGGGACUAGAAAAGCUUUUGUGGGAUGCUUUCAUUUUUAAACCAAUACGUAUUAUUCUUGGGGGACGUAUACGUUUUGUACUUUGCGGUGGAGCUCCUUUGUCCAGUGAUACACAAAGAUUCAUCAAUAUAUGCCUGGGAGUUCCAGUAGGUCAAGGGUAUGGGUUAACUGAGACAUGUGCAGGGGGGACUUUUUCUGAAUGGGAUGACUCAAGUGUAGGCCGUGUUGGUCCACCUCUUCCUUGUUGCUACAUUAAGCUCGUGUCUUGGGAAGAAGGUGGCUAUACAACUUCCGACAUCCCAAUGCCCCGAGGAGAGGUGGUAAUUGGUGGAUUUUGUGUGACUAAAGGUUACUUCAGUAAUGAGGAAAAAACUAAGGAGGUCUAUAAACUGGAUGACAGGGGAACACUAUGGUUUUAUACAGGCGAUAUAGGACAAUUUCAUCCUGAUGGUUGCCUCGAAAUCAUUGAUAGGAAAAAGGAUAUUGUUAAACUACAACAUGGAGAGUAUGUAUCUCUUGGAAAGGUUGAGGCAGCGCUGGCAGCAAGCAGUUAUGUGGACAACAUUAUGGUGUAUGCCGAUCCAUUCCACAACUACUGUGUCGCCUUGGUUGUACCCUCUCAUCAGAGUGUAGAAAAAUGGGCUCAGACUGCUGGCAUUCAAUACAAAAACUUUUGCGAGCUGUGCCAGAACAAUCAAGUUAUCCAUGAAGUCCAGCAAUCUCUUUUGAAGGCAGCAAAAGCUGCAAACCUCGACAAGUUUGAAGUCCCUGCGAAGACCGCUCUGCUGCCUGAUCCAUGGACUCCAGAAUCAGGACUGGUGACAGCUGCUUUAAAGUUGAAGAGGGAGCAACUGAAGAACAAAUUCAGAGACGAGAUCCAAAAGCUUUAUGAAUGAGCCAAGUCUUUUCCCACGUGUUUUCCAACAUUGCAUCGGUUUUAUGCUAGAGUUGUACAUGUUGCAAGCUUGGAGCAUCUUCUUCCCCAUCCAUGCGGUAGUACUUGGAGGCAUCUGAUCCAUGCAUUACUAGGACAGCAGUAUCUUGUUUAUCAGUGCAAUCUUUUCUUCAUCCAACGCGCUAUUAGGAUACUGUUUUCUUUUC
This is a messenger RNA of Phoenix dactylifera (date palm), 2552 nucleotides long. RefSeq names its product long chain acyl-CoA synthetase 8-like. Gene Ontology annotation, cellular component: membrane; endoplasmic reticulum. Gene Ontology annotation, molecular function: long-chain fatty acid-CoA ligase activity. Lineage: Eukaryota; Viridiplantae; Streptophyta; Magnoliopsida; Arecales; Arecaceae. The record is from RefSeq and is a predicted model, not a curated record.